GCGUUUCUGUUGCCGGCAAAACGUGAAUUUAUGAGCUCCUUAGUUUGAUAAAUAAAAACACAAUGUCGCAGGCCCAAACAAAUAGUGACACACGUGUGCCUGAUGAGGAGAGCGACCUGCUGCAAAUUAAGCCACUCGGAGCUGGUCAGGAAGUGGGGCGCUCCUGCAUCAUGCUGGAGUUCAAGGGCAAAAAGAUAAUGCUGGACUGUGGCAUACAUCCAGGUCUGUCCGGCAUGGAUGCGCUGCCCUAUGUGGACUUGAUAGAAGCUGACGAAAUUGAUUUGCUGUUUAUAUCACAUUUCCACUUGGAUCACUGCGGCGCUCUGCCCUGGUUCCUCAUGAAGACCAGCUUUCGUGGACGCUGCUUUAUGACACACGCCACCAAAGCUAUUUACCGAUGGAUGCUCUCAGAUUACAUUAAAAUCAGCAAUAUAUCCACAGAGCAAAUGCUCUAUACGGAAGCUGAUCUGGAGGCUUCCAUGGAGAAAAUCGAGACAAUCAAUUUUCACGAGGAGCGCGAUGUCAUGGGCGUGCGCUUUUGCGCUUAUAACGCUGGUCAUGUGCUCGGCGCAGCUAUGUUUAUGAUUGAAAUCGCAGGCAUUAAAAUUCUGUAUACGGGCGACUUUUCACGACAGGAGGAUCGUCAUUUGAUGGCCGCCGAGGUGCCGCCCAAGAAACCUGAUGUGCUGAUUACCGAAUCUACCUACGGCACACACAUACACGAAAAGCGCGAAGAUCGUGAGAGUCGCUUCACAUCGCUGGUGCAGAAAAUUGUGAUGCAGGGCGGCCGCUGCCUCAUUCCGGUGUUUGCCUUGGGUCGAGCUCAGGAGCUGCUGUUGAUAUUGGAUGAGUUCUGGUCACAGAAUCCCGAUUUGCACGAGAUACCCAUCUACUAUGCCUCCUCGCUGGCCAAAAAGUGCAUGGCCGUCUACCAGACAUAUAUCAAUGCCAUGAACGAUCGCAUACGUCGCCAGAUUGCCGUGAACAAUCCAUUUGUCUUUCGUCACAUUUCCAACCUGAAGGGCAUCGAUCACUUUGAUGAUAUUGGACCUUGUGUGAUCAUGGCCUCGCCGGGUAUGAUGCAGUCGGGCCUUUCGCGCGAGCUCUUCGAGAGCUGGUGCACAGAUCCCAAGAAUGGCGUCAUUAUAGCCGGUUACUGUGUGGAGGGCACACUGGCCAAGACCAUAUUGUCCGAGCCGGAGGAGAUAACAACGCUUUCUGGCCAAAAACUGCCGCUAAACAUGUCCGUUGACUACAUAUCUUUCUCGGCGCACACAGAUUACCAACAGACUAGCGAAUUUAUACGCAUGUUGCGACCCAAUCACGUGGUGCUCGUCCAUGGCGAACAAAAUGAAAUGUCUCGCCUGAAGCUGGCGCUGCAGCGUGAGUAUGAAGCAGACGCCAGUACGGACAUAAAAUUCUAUAAUCCCCGCAAUACGCACGCCGUCGAUCUCUAUUUCCGUGGUGAGAAAACGGCCAAGGUGAUGGGCCAUCUGGCGGCUAAGAAACCGGAGGUGGGCAGCAAACUCUCUGGCGUGCUGGUCAAGCGCGAUUUCAAGUACCAUUUGCUGGCACCCUCCGAUCUUGGCAAGUACACGGACAUGAGCAUGUCUGUGGUCACGCAGCGUCAAUCGAUUCCCUGGACUAGUUCCCUGGCCACACUUCAACUCCUGCUGGAUCGUAUUGGAGCUGGUUGCGUAGAGGUUGUCGAGCCGGAGCGCAAGCUGCGCGUUUUCAAUUGCGUCGAACUGACUGUGGAGCAGAAAAUCAUUGUCAUGGAAUGGCAUGCAACGCAUGUGAACGAUGUCUAUGCGGAUGCAGUGCUAGCCUGCCUCAUGCAGUCCGAGCUGGGCGGCACAAAUAUCAAGGGUGCCACCAAGCAAACCAAAUCAGAGGAAUCUCGUUUCCGCGAAUGCCUCAUUGAGACGCUGCAGGACACCUUCGGCGACAGCUGUGUGCCCAAGAUGUUCAAGGGUGAUCUGCUGCCGGUAAUAGUCAGUGGCAAGCAUGCUGAAAUUAAUCUUGAUACAUUGACGGUGCAAUGUGCCGAGGAUGAGGUGCUGAGGCAAAUGCUAAAUACCACCGUGCAAAAGCUACACCAAACACUGGUGUCUGCUUAUUGAUGUUGCGAACUCAACCCAAUUUCAAGCUGCAUUUGAAUCCUCUUUAUUAAUCUUUAAUUAUAAGUUUCCAAUUCAAAUAUUA
Drosophila novamexicana is the source of this 2205-nucleotide messenger RNA. It is a transcript of the gene Cpsf73, whose product is annotated as cleavage and polyadenylation specificity factor 73. Gene Ontology annotation, cellular component: mRNA cleavage and polyadenylation specificity factor complex. Gene Ontology annotation, molecular function: RNA endonuclease activity; RNA binding; 5'-3' exonuclease activity. Lineage: Eukaryota; Metazoa; Arthropoda; Insecta; Diptera; Drosophilidae. The record is from RefSeq and is a predicted model, not a curated record. The coding region runs from base 63 to 2123 and encodes 686 amino acids. Gene Ontology annotation, biological process: mRNA 3'-end processing by stem-loop binding and cleavage. The transcript is spliced from 5 exons.